Messenger RNA from Guillardia theta CCMP2712, 1806 nucleotides. RefSeq lists its product as hypothetical. The record is from RefSeq and is a predicted model, not a curated record. NCBI's taxonomy places the organism in Eukaryota, Cryptophyceae, Pyrenomonadales, Geminigeraceae. Gene Ontology annotation, molecular function: protein binding. The transcript has a single exon. Bases 1 to 1806 code for a protein of 601 amino acids.
AUGGAGCUGCUCCGACAGUUCCCGAAGCCUCAGGCGUGGAAGAAGGAGGAGGUGGAGGCAUGGCUGGAGAGCCUCGGCCUCUCCCUCUACCUCCCUGCCUUCGAGGCUGCAGGAGUGGAGGGAGCCGACUUGAUCCUCCUCGAUGCUGAGCAACUGAAGAGAAGGCUGGGAGUCACGUCGCUAGGGCACAGAACCAAGAUGCUGAAGAGCAUUGCGAUCUUGAGAGCCAAGGCAGGAAGCUCCAUGAGGAGAGAGGUGCAGGAGGACUUGAUAGAUCCGUUUCAAAGGGCGAGGAUGACUAUGGAUAAGAUCUACCCAGCGAAGCUGCGCAUUGAGAAGAAGGCAGCGCAAGACGAGAAGAUCGUGGACGCGCGGGCAAAGUUUUGGACGCCGGAAGAUAGGAAGAUGCGAGGAGCAGAAGAUUUGAAGACUAAGACGCUGGAAAGCAAGAGGACGCGACCCCCGUCCGCAUCCAAACAAUUGAGUGAGGAAAGACUGAAAGCGAUUGAUACCAAAGGCAUUCCGACUGUGCAGCUGGCGAUGGGGCAUGGACGGCAGGUGGCGGCCCUGGCGUUGAGAGGACAACAUCGAGAUGCUCAUUUGCAGUUGCAUCCAGACGCAAACAGAAGCAAAUUUCAAAGGAAGCAGGAGAAGCCAGCCUCCCGAUCUCCUCCCUUGGAUGUCUCGUACGAAGACGAAGAAGAGUCAGAAUAUUUGCAGCCGCCAUCAGUCAGGCUUGAGAUUAUUCAAGAGAGGAUCAAGAAGCUCAACGAGGAGGGUAACUUCGAAGAGCUCAUCAAGGCAUGGGUGGAGUAUUCAGCAUGUGUUCGCAUGCAGCACUCCGACAGCCAUCCCUUGCUCGUUCGCUCACACUUUCAUCUCGCUACGACUUACCUGCGGCUGAAGAUGAUCGUGCAGGCUCUCUUUCACUUCAAGGCUGCUGACAACAUCAACCAGCUCAACCCGCAAACCGACGAGUCCCUCGCGUUUCGCUGCAGAAUCCUCGAGGGCAUGGGAAUCUGCGAGACUCGGCUUGGAAACUACCAGUCGGCUCAUUCGUUGCUCGGGACGGCAAAGAAGAUCUGCAUGCGGAGGAUAGGAAAGACAGGAGACUCCAUGGCGACAGAAGAGGAAGAGGAGGAUGAAGUGCCUGACGAUCCCGACGGAACAGUGGCGUCCCUGUACGUGGCCAUGAGCGAUCUGUACUCAGCACAGAAACUGUUUGACGACGCGAUGAACUACCUGGUGAAGGCCUGGGAGCUGAAGGAAGCUCGCUCUUCUAGCCACAAGGACCCACAGAUCGGCAAGCUCUACACGGCGAUGGGGACGAUCAAGCGGCAGCAGCUGAAGCAGAUGACUGAGCAGUUCCACGUGGUGGAUGCAGAACUCGAGAGCUCUCUACGCAACAGAGCAGAGAUCGAGAGGAAGGCAGAGGGGAUCGAACUUGCUGGACUCGAGCAAGACAUGUUCGGGCUUGACAAGGACAUCGCCAACUUGUCAAGGCAGCACUCAGAACUGCAGCACAACAUGCGAGUGUGCAAGGCAGAGAUCAUUGAGCAUAUGAACGAAGCGCGGAAGAUCGUUCAGGAGACGAAGGGAGCAGAGCACCCAGAGACAGAAAAAAUCACGGAGCUGGUCGGGAAGCUGUGCAGCAAGUUCCUGGAAGAGGAGAAGGAUGCGAUCAUGAGACUGAAACCCGUCAACAAGAGAAACUCAGCAGACGAGGAGGUGAAGGAAUGGUUCGCCAACCAUGGGGUCGAGGCCUUGGACGUGAGCAACGCAAGCUUGCCCCUCGUCCCAAAUUGA